Messenger RNA from Miniopterus natalensis, 18139 nucleotides. It is a transcript of the gene HMCN1, whose product is annotated as hemicentin 1. Gene Ontology annotation, cellular component: neuronal cell body; plasma membrane; axon. The record is from RefSeq and is a predicted model, not a curated record. Gene Ontology annotation, molecular function: axon guidance receptor activity; calcium ion binding. Lineage: Eukaryota; Metazoa; Chordata; Mammalia; Chiroptera; Miniopteridae. Gene Ontology annotation, biological process: homophilic cell-cell adhesion; synapse organization.
CCGUCCCCGCCGAGUCUCCGCUGCAAACUUUCGGCCGGUUCCAAGAGCCUUCCAGAGUCUAAUGAGUUGCUCGGGGAGGCGACCCCCUGCGUGCUGUUGAGGAGGGCUGAGCCCCGCGCCUGGACGCUCAGAAAGGGGAGGGGGGAGAGAAAAGAAAAGAAAAUGAGCUCCCGGGACACGCUGCGCGCCGCGUUCCUGCUCGCCCUGCUGCGCGCCUGCCUAGCCCAGGCUGCGAGCCCGCAGCCCGAGGUCCGCGCCGAGGACACCCCCGAGGGCGCCUCCACCUUGGCUUUUGUGUUCGACGUGACGGGGUCCAUGUACGAUGACUUAGUGCAGGUGAUCGAAGGGGCUUCCAAAAUUUUGGAGACGUCUUUGAAAAGACCGAAGAGACCUCUUUACAACUUCGCGCUGGUGCCCUUCCACGACCCAGAAAUUGGCCCAGUGACAAUUACCACAGAUCCCAAGAAAUUUCAGUAUGAACUGAGAGAACUAUAUGUUCAGGGUGGUGGUGAUUGCCCGGAAAUGAGUAUUGGAGCUAUAAAAAUUGCCUUGGAAAUUUCUCUUCCUGGUUCUUUCAUCUAUGUUUUCACUGAUGCACGGUCCAAGGAUUAUCGGCUCACUCAUGAGGUGCUGCAGCUUAUCCAACAGAAACAGUCACAGGUGGUAUUUGUGCUCACUGGAGAUUGUGAUGACAGGAGCCAUAUUGGAUACAAAGUCUAUGAAGAAAUUGCCUCCACCAGUUCUGGUCAAGUCUUCCACCUGGACAAAAAGCAAGUCAACGAGGUGUUAAAAUGGGUAGAGGAAGCAGUGCAGGCCUCCAAAGUUCACCUCUUAUCUACAGAUCAUUUGGAACAGGCUGUAAACACAUGGAAAAUUCCUUUUGAUCCCAGCCUGAAAGAGGUUACUGUGUCCCUGAGUGGCCCUUCUCCAGUGAUUGAAAUUCGCAAUCCCUUAGGAAAGCUGAUCAAAAAGGGAUUUGGCCUGAAUGAGCUAUUGAAUAUCCAUAACUCUGCCAAGGUGGUGAACGUGAAAGAGCCAGAGGCUGGAAUGUGGACAGUGAAGACUUCCAGCAGCGGACGACACUCUGUUCGCAUCACCGGCCUCAGUACUAUUGAUUUCCGAGCUGGCUUUUCCCGAAAGCCCACCCUGGACUUCAAAAAAACAGUCAGCAGACCAGUGCAAGGAAUACCAACCUAUGUGCUUCUGAACACUUCUGGAAUUUCCGUCCCAGCUAGAGUAGAUCGUCUUGAACUUCUGAGUAUCUCAGGCAAUUCUCUUAAGACUAUUCCUGUUAAAUAUUACCCAGAUCGGAAACCUUAUGGCAUAUGGAAUAUUUCUGACUUUAUACCACCAAAGGAAGCUUUCUUUCUCAGAGUAGCUGGUUAUGAUAAGGACGAUUAUCUCUUCCAGAGAGUAUCAAGUGUUUCCUUCUCUAGCAUCAUCCCAGAUGCUCCCAAAGUCACAAUGCCUAAGAAGACCCCAGGAUACUACCUGCAGCCCGGCCGAAUUCCCUGCUCUGUUGAAAGUCUUUUGCCCUUUACCUUGAGCUUUGUCAGAAACGGAAUCAUACUCGGAGUAGACCAAUAUUUAAAAGAAUCUGCCAGUGUGAACUGGGAUAUCGAAAAGGUCACCUUGUCUGACGAAGGCCCCUAUGAGUGCGUCGCUGUCAGCACUGCAGGGACCGGACGGGCCCAGACAUUUUUUGACGUGUCAGAGCCCCCUCCAGUCAUCCAAGUGCCCAGUAAUGUUACCGUCGCUCCUGGAGAAAGAGCAGCUUUGACAUGUCUCGUCAUCAGUGCGGUGGAUUACAAUCUAACCUGGCAGAGGAACGACAGGGACGUCAGGCUGGCAGACCCAGCAAGAAUGCGGAUCUUGGCUAACCUCUCCCUGGAGCUCAGGACCGUGAAAUCCACUGAUGCUGGGGAGUAUCGUUGUCUGGUUUCCAACGAAGGGGGAUCAUCAGCCGCUUCAGUUUUCCUCACAGUGCAAGAAUCUCCCAGAGUCACUGUGAUGCCCAAGAACCAAUCUUUCACAGGAGGAUCUGAGGUCUCCAUCAUGUGCUCUGCAACAGGUUAUCCCAAACCAAAGAUCGCCUGGACUGUUAAUGAUAUGUUUAUCGUGGGGUCACACAGGUAUAGGAUGACCUCAGAAGGUACCUUAUUUAUCAAAAAUGCAGUUCCCAAAGAUGCAGGGAUCUAUGGUUGCCUGGCAAGUAAUUCAGCGGGAAUGGAUAAACAGACUUCUACCCUCAGAUACAUCGAAGCCCCCAAGUUGAUGGUCGUUCAGAGUGAGCUCUUGGUUGCCCUUGGGGACACAACAGUGAUGGAAUGUAAGACCUCCGGUGUUCCUCCACCUCACGUCAAAUGGUUCAAAGGGGACCUUGAGCUGAGGCCCUCAACUUUUCUCAUUAUUGAUCCUUUCUUGGGACUGUUGAAGAUUCCAGAAACUCAGGACCUCGAUGCUGGUGAUUAUACGUGUGUAGCUGUCAAUGACGCUGGAAGAGCAACUGGCAAGAUAACUCUGGAUGUUGGCUCACCUCCAGUUUUCAUACAAGAACCUGCUGAUGUGUCUAUGGAAAUUGGUUCGAAUGUGACAUUACCUUGCUACGUCCAGGGCUACCCAGAACCAAAGAUUAAAUGGCAAAGAUUAGACAACAUGCCCAUCUUCUCAAGACCCUUUUCAGUGAGUUCCAUCAGCCAGCUAAGAACAGGAGCUCUGUUUAUUUCAAACUUAUGGGCAAGUGAUAAAGGAACCUAUAUCUGUGAAGCUGAAAACCCGUUUGGAAAGAUCCAGUCCCAGACAACAAUAACAGUGACAGGACUUGUUGCUCCACUCAUUGGAAUCAGCCCUUCAGUGACCAGUGUAAUCGAAGGACAGCAGCUGACUUUGCCUUGUGCUCUAUUGGCUGGAAAUCCCAUUCCAGAGCGUCGGUGGAUUAAGAAUUCAGCCAUGUUGGUCCAAAAUCCUUACAUCACCGUACGCAGUGAUGGGAGUCUCCACAUUGAAAGAGUCCGCCUUCAGGAUGGAGGUGAAUACACUUGUGUGGCCAGUAAUGUUGCUGGAACCAUUAACAAAACGACCACUGUGGAUGUGCAUGUUCUUCCAACCAUUCAGCAUGGACAGCAGAUCCUCAGUACAAUUGAAGGCAUCCCAGUAACUCUGCCCUGCAAAGCGAGCGGCAUUCCCAAACCGUCUAUCACCUGGUCCAAGAAAGGCGAGCUCAUUUCCACCAGCAAUGCUAAGUUUUCCGCAGGGGCUGACGGGAGUCUGUAUGUGGUGUCACCUGGGGGCGAGGAGAGCGGGGAGUAUGUCUGCACCGCCACCAAUGCCGCCGGCUACGCCAAAAGGAAAGUGCAGCUGACGGUCUAUGUAAGGCCCAGAGUGUUUGGAGAGCAAAGAGGACUGUCCCAGGAUAAGCCCGUGGAGAUCUCUGUCCUUGCUGGGGAGGAGGUGACCCUUCCAUGUGAAGUGAAGAGCUCACCUCCACCCAUAAUUACCUGGGCCAAGCAAAGCCAGCUCAUCUCACCAUUCUCUCCAAGACACACGUUCCUCCCUUCUGGCUCAAUGAAGAUCACUGAGGCCCGAGUUUCAGACAGUGGGAUGUAUCUCUGCGUUGCCACAAACAUUGCUGGGAACGUGACUCAGUCCGUUAAAUUAAGUGUUCACGUUCCUCCAAAGAUACAGCGUGGCCCUAAACUUCUGAAAGUCCAAGUUGGUCAAAGAGGGGACCUUCCCUGCAAUGCUCAAGGGACGCCUCUUCCUGUGAUCACCUGGUUUAGAGGUGGAAGCGCCGUGCUGGUGGAUGGGGUCCAGCUUGUUAGUCAUCCCGGUGGAACAUUAAGCAUCACCCAAGCCACGCUCUCGGAUGCCGGAGCCUACACGUGCGUCGCUGCUAACAUAGCGGGCAGCGAUGAAACAGAGGUCACACUCCACGUCCAAGAACCACCUACCCUGGAAGAUCUGGAACCUCCGUAUAACACUCCAUUCCAAGAAAGAGUGGCCAAUCAGCGCAUUGCAUUUCCAUGUCCUGCAAAAGGUACUCCCAGACCAACCAUCAAAUGGUUACGGAAUGGCAGAGAGCUGACAGGCAGAGAGCCUGGGGUUUCUGUCUUGGACGAUGGCACGUUGUUGGUUAUUGCUGCCGUUACACCGUAUGACAAUGGGGAGUACAUCUGUGUGGCAGUCAAUGAAGCUGGGACCACGGAAAAAAAAUAUAACCUCAAAGUCCAUGUUCCUCCAGUAAUUAAAGAUAAAGAAAAGGUGACAAACGUGUCCGUGUUAGUGAAUCAGCUGACCAACCUCUUCUGUGAAGUCGAAGGUAUUCCAUCUCCCAUCAUUAUGUGGUACAAAGAUGAUGUCCAGGUGACUGAGAGCAGCACCAUUCAGAUUGUGAACAACGGGAAGAUACUGAAGCUCUUCAAAGCCACUCCAAAGGAUGCGGGACGAUACUCCUGCAAGGCAAUUAAUGUUGCAGGCACCUCUCAGAAGUAUUUUAACAUCGAUGUGCUAGUCCCACCCACCAUAAUAGGUGCCAACUCCCCCAGUGAAGUCUCAGUUGUCCUCAACCACGACACCAGCCUUGAAUGCCAGGUCAAGGGCACUCCCUUCCCAGUGAUUGACUGGUUCAAAGAUGGCAAGCCUUUAUUUUUGGGAGAUCCUAAUAUUGAACUUCUAGACAGAGGACAAGUGUUGCAUUUAAAGAACACACGAAGAAGUGACAAGGGGCGCUACCAGUGUGCUGUGUCUAAUGCAGCUGGCAAGCAAGCCAAGGAUAUAAAGCUGACUGUCCAUAUUCCACCCAGUAUUAAAGGAGGGAAUGUCACCACGGAAAUAUCAGCUUUGAUCAACAGCAUGAUUAAGCUGGAGUGUGAAACUCGGGGACUUCCAGUGCCAGCUGUUACGUGGUAUAAGGAUGGCCAGCCGAUCAUAUCCAGCUCGCAAGCACUUUAUAUUGAUAAAGGGCAGUUUCUUCAUAUCCCUCGAGCACAGGUCUCUGAUUCAGCCAGGUAUACGUGUCAUGUGAGCAAUGUUGCUGGAACUGCUGAAAAGUCCUUCCACGUGGACGUUUAUGUUCCUCCAGUGAUUGAAGGUGACUCGGCUGUACCUCUGCAUAAGCAAGUGGUCCUUGCUCACUCACUGACGCUGGAGUGCAAAGCUGGCGGCAACCCUCCGCCAGUCCUCACCUGGUUAAAGGACAGUGUCCCCGUGAAAGCCAGCGACAAUAUCCGCAUAGAAGCUGGUGGGAAGAAACUAGAAAUCACCAGUGCCCUGGAAGUCGAUCGGGGCCAGUAUGUGUGUGUGGCUACCAGUGUGGCAGGAGAAAAGGAAAUAAAAUAUGACGUUGAUGUCUUAGUGCCGCCAGCUAUAGAAGGAGGAGAGGAAACAUCUUAUUUCAUAGUGAUGGUUAAUAACUUACUGGAGCUGGAUUGUCAAGUGACAGGCUCUCCCCCACCAACUAUCAUGUGGCUGAAGGAUGGCCAGCUAAUCGAUGAAAGGGAUGGAUUCAAGAUUUUACUGAAUGGCCGCAAACUGGUCAUUGCCCAGGCCCAAGUGUCAGAUACAGGCCUUUAUCAGUGUGUGGCAACCAACACUGCUGGAGACCACAGGAAGGAGUUUGAAGUGACUGUUCAUGUUCCUCCAACAAUCAAAUCCUCAGGCCUUUCUGAGAGAGCCGUAGUGAAAUACAAGCCUAUCACCUUACAGUGCAUAGCCAAUGGCAUUCCCAAUCCAUCCCUCACGUGGUUGAAAGAUGGCCAGCCUGUGAACACUGCCCAAGGAAACUUCAAAAUACAGUCUUCUGGUCGCGUUCUACAAAUUGCCAAAACCCUGAUGGAAGAUGCUGGCAAGUACACAUGUGUGGCCACCAAUGCGGCUGGGGAAGCACAGCAGCACAUUCAACUGCAUGUGCACGAGCCACCCAGCCUGGAGGGUGCAGGGAAGAUGCUGAAUGAGACCGUGGUGGUGAACAACCCUGCACAACUGGAGUGUAAGGCCGCUGGAAAUCCCUUGCCUGUUAUUACAUGGUACAAAGAUAACCGUCCGCUCUCAGGUUCCACCAGUGUGACUUUCUUGAACAGAGGACAGAUCAUUGAUAUCGAAAGUGCCCAGAUCGCAGAUGCUGGCAUCUAUAAAUGUGUGGCCAUCAACUCAGCUGGAGCUACAGAAUUAUACUACAGCCUUCAGGUCCAUGUGCCCCCAUCCAUUUCUGGCAGCAGUAAUGUGGUGGCGGUGGUGGUGAAUAACCUGGUGAGGCUAGAAUGUGAAGCCAGAGGCAUCCCUGCCCCAAGUCUGACCUGGUUGAAAGAUGGGAGCCCUGUGUCUGGUUUUGCUAAUGGGAUACAGGUUCUGUCUGGGGGCCGCAUCCUGGCUUUGACCAGCGCCCAGAUCGGUGAUACCGGGAGAUACACCUGCGUGGCAGUGAAUGCUGCUGGGGAGAAGCAAAGGGACAUAGACCUCAGAGUGUAUGUUCCACCAAACAUCGUGGGGGAAGAACAGAACGUCUCUGCCCUCAUCGGCCAGGCUGUGGAGCUGCUGUGUCAAAGCGACGCUGUCCCCUCGCCCACUCUGACUUGGUUAAAAGACGGCCGCCCCUUGCUGAAGAAACCAGGCCUCAAGAUUUCUGAGAAUGGAAGUGUGUUAAAGAUUGAAGACGCUCAGGUUCAAGACACUGGUCGUUACACUUGUGAGGCAACGAAUGUUGCUGGGAAAACUGAGAAAAAUUAUAAUGUUAAUAUUUGGGUGCCACCAAAUAUAUAUGGUUCUGAUGAACUUGCUCAGCUUACAGUUAUUGAAGGGAGUCUCAUCAGCCUACUGUGUGAAUCGAGUGGCAUCCCACCCCCAAAUCUCACUUGGAAGAAGAAAGGCUCCCCGGUGCUGGCUGACUCUGCGGGGCGGGUCAGAGCUUUGUCUGGAGGCAGACAGUUGCAGAUCGGAGUUGCUGAAAAAUCCGAUGCAGGGCUUUAUACGUGUGUGGCAUCGAAUGUUGCUGGAACGACACAGAAAGACUACAAUCUGCAAGUGUAUAUUCGACCAACCAUAUCCAACAGCGGCAGCCACCCCACCGAAGUUAUUGUGACUCGAGGAAAGAGUAUUUCCCUGGAGUGCGAGGUGCAGGGUGUCCCUCAGCCGACAGUGACCUGGAUGAAAGAUGGGCGCCCCUUGACCAAGGGAAGGGGAAUGGAAAUACUGGAUGAAGGUCGCACCCUUCAGCUGAAGAAUAUUCAUGUCUCUGACACAGGCCGUUAUGUGUGUGUUGCUAUAAACGUGGCAGGAAUGACUGACAGAAAAUAUGACUUAAGUGUACAUACCCCUCCAAGCAUCAUAGGAAACCACGGGACACCUGAAAAUAUCAGUGUGGUGGAAAAAAACUCAGUGUCCCUGACUUGUGAAGCUUCAGGAAUCCCUUUGCCUUCAAUUACCUGGCUUAAAGAUGGGUGGCCCAUCAGCCUUAGCAGUUCCGUGAGAAUUCUCUCAGGCGGGAGGACCCUGCGGCUGAUGCAGACCAGAAUGGAAGACGCCGGCCAGUAUGCCUGUGUCGUAAGGAAUGCCGCUGGUGAAGAGAGAAAACUCUUCGGGCUUUCAGUGUUAGUACCACCUCGCAUUGUGGGUGAGAACACGUUGGAAGAUGUGAAGGUAAAAGAGAAGCAGAGCGUUACACUGACAUGUGAAGUGACAGGGAAUCCAGUUCCAGAAAUUACAUGGCACAAAGAUGGGCAACUCCUCCAAGAAGAUGACACCCAUCACAGUAUGUCUGGUGGCCGUUUCCUUCAAAUUACCAAUGCCCAAGUGUCACACACUGGCAGAUACACAUGUUUGGCUUCUAACACAGCUGGUGACAAGAGCAAAAGUUUCAGCCUUAACGUGUUGGUAUCUCCUACUAUUGCUGGUGUCGAUGGUGAUGGCAGCCCUGAAGACGUCAUUGUUAUCCUGAACAGCCCCACAUCUUUGGUCUGCGAAGCUUAUUCCUAUCCUCCAGCGACCAUCACCUGGUUUAAGGAUGGGACUCCUCUAGAAUCCAACCGAAAUAUUCGGAUUCUUCCAGGAGGUAGGACUCUGCAGAUCCUAAAUGCACAGGAGGACAAUGCUGGAAGGUACUCGUGUGUAGCCACGAACGAGGCAGGGGAAAUGAUAAAGCACUACGAAGUGAAAGUCUACAUUCCACCCGUAAUCAAUAAAGGGGACCUCCUGGGACCAGGUCUUUCCCCUAAAGAAGUAAAGAUCAAAGUAAACACCACCCUGACCUUGGAAUGUGAAGCCUAUGCUAUCCCUUCUGCCUCUCUCAGCUGGUACAAGGAUGGACAGCCUCUUAAAUCAGAUGAUCAUGUUAAUAUUGCUGCCAAUGGACACACACUUCAAAUAAAGGAAGCUCAAAUAUCAGACACUGGACGAUACACUUGUGUGGCAUCUAAUAUUGCAGGUGAAGAUGAGCUGGAUUUUGAUGUGAAUAUACAAGUUCCUCCAAGUUUUCAGAAGCUCUGGGAAAUAGGAAACAUGCUGGAUACCGGCAGGAGUGGCGAAGCCAAGGAUGUGAUCAUCAACAAUCCCAUUUCUCUUUACUGCGAGACAAACGCUGCUCCUCCGCCUACGCUGACAUGGUACAAGGACGGCCGUCCUCUGACUUCGAGUGACAGAGUGUUGAUUUUACCAGGUGGGAGAGUGCUGCAGAUUCCCCGGGCGAGGGUAGAAGAUGCGGGGAGGUACACGUGUGUCGCUGUGAAUGAAGCUGGAGAAGAUUCCCUUCAGUAUGAUGUCCGUGUCCUCUUGCCGCCGGUCAUCAAGGGAGCGCACGGCGACCUGCCGGAGGAGGUGACGGUGCUGGUGAGCAAGGGCGCGCUGCUGGAGUGCCUGUCCGGCGGCAGCCCGGUGCCAAGGAACUCCUGGCACAAGGAUGGGCAGCCCUUGCUGGAAGAUGAACAGCAUAAGUUUCUGUCUAAUGGAAGAAUCCUGCAGAUUCUAAAUACUCAAAUAACAGAUAUUGGCAGGUAUGUGUGUAUUGCUGAGAACACAGCUGGAAGUGCCAAGAAAUAUUUUAACCUCAAUGUUCACGUUCCUCCAAGCAUCAUUGGCCCGAACCCUGAGAACCUCACUGUCGUGAUGAACAGCUUCAUCUCUUUGACCUGUGAGGUCUCUGGUUUCCCACCCCCUGAUCUCAGCUGGCUCAAGAACGAGCAGCCUCUCAAGCCAAACACAAACGCUCUCAUUGUGCCCGGGGGUCGAACUCUGCAGAUUAUCCGGGCCAAGGAAUCCGAUGGGGGUCAGUACACGUGUAUAGCUAUCAACCAAGCUGGCGAAAGCAAGAAGAAAGUCUCCCUGACCGUUUACGUGCCCCCAAGCAUUAAAGAUCAUGGCAGUGACUCUCUUUCUGUAGUUAACGUAAGAGAGGGGACCUCAGUGUCAUUGGAGUGUGAGUCCAACGCUGUCCCACCUCCAGUCAUCACGUGGUAUAAGAAUGGGCGGAUGAUAACAGAGUCGACUCACGUGGAGAUCUUAGCAGAUGGACAAAUGCUGCACAUCCAGAAAGCCGAGGUAUCUGACACAGGCCAGUAUGUAUGUAGAGCUAUAAAUGUAGCAGGACGGGAUGAUAGAAAUUUCCACCUCAAUGUAUAUGUGCCGCCCAGCAUCGAAGGACCUGAAAGAGAAGUGGUCGUUGAGAUAAUCAGCAAUCCUGUGACCUUAACCUGCGAUGCCACUGGAAUCCCGCCUCCCACCCUAGCAUGGCUGAAGGACCACAAGCCCAUAGAAAAUUCUGACUCACUCGAAGUUCAUAUUUUGUCUGGAGGUAGCAAACUCCAAAUUGCUCGGUCUCAGCAUUCAGAUAGCGGAAACUAUACGUGCAUUGCAUCAAAUAUGGAAGGAAAAGCAGAGAAAAAUUACAUUCUUUCAAUUCAAGUUCCUCCGAGUGUUGCUGGAGCUGAAAUUCCAAGUGAAGUCAGUGUCCUUCUAGGGGAAAAUGUUGAGCUGGCCUGCAGUGCAAAUGGCAUUCCCGCCCCAGUCAUUCAGUGGCUUAGAGAUGGAAGACCCCUAGCUAGCAGUGAAAUGGAAGGAAACCGGGUGACUGCAAAUGGCAGCACAUUAGUCAUCCACGGGGCUCUCCCGUCCGACGUGGGGAAAUACUCGUGUGUCGCUACCAAUCCCGCAGGAGAAGACGACCGCAUUUUCAACUUAAAUGUUUACGUGCCACCUGCAAUUAGGGGUAAUAAAGAAGAAGCGGAGAGACUGACAGCCUUGGUGGAUACUUCAAUAAACAUUGAGUGCAGGGCCACGGGGACGCCUCCACCCCAGAUAAACUGGCUGAAGAACGGCCUUCCCCUGCCUCUGACCUCGCACACCCGGCUGCUGUCAGGAGGGCAGGUUAUCAGGAUUGUGAGAGCUCAGGUGUCUGAUGUUGCUGUGUACACGUGUGUGGCCUCCAACAGAGCUGGGGUGGAUAAUAAACAUUAUAGUCUUCAAGUUUUAGUGCCACCAAAUCUGGACAAUGCAAUGGGAACAGAGGAAAUCACAAUUGUCAGGGGCAGUUCUACCUCCAUGACAUGCCUCACGGAUGGAACCCCAACUCCCAGGAUGUCAUGGCUGAGGGAUGGCCAGCCUCUGGGGCUUGAUACCCAUCUGACAGUCAGCACUCAAGGGAUGGUCCUUCAGCUCAUCAAAGCAGAGACUGAAGACUCGGGGAGGUACACCUGCAUUGCCUCCAAUGAAGCUGGAGAAGUCAGCAAGCACUUUAUCCUGAAGGUCCUGGAACCACCUCAUAUCAAUGGAUCUGAAGAGCCUAUAGAGGUAUCAGUGAUUGUUAACAAUCCACUUGAACUUACCUGCAUUGCUUCUGGAAUCCCAGCUCCCAAAAUCACCUGGAUGAAAGAUGGACGGCCCCUUCUCCAGACAGAUCAGGUACAAACUCUUGGAGGAGGAGAGAUUCUUCGAAUAUCUAGUAGUCAGGUGGAAGAUACAGGAAGAUACACAUGCCUGGCAUCCAGCCCUGCAGGAGAUGAUGACAAAGAAUAUUUAGUGAGAGUGCACGUGCCCCCUAAUAUUGCUGGAACUGAUGGGUCUCAAGAUUUCACUGUGCUACGGAACAGACAAGUGACAUUGGAAUGCAAAUCAGAUGCAGUGCCCCCACCUGUAAUCACUUGGCUCAAAAAUGGAGAACAGUUACAAGCAACACCUCGAGUACGAAUCCUAUCUGGAGGAAGAUACUUGCAAAUUAAUAAUGCAGAUCUGGGUGAUACAGCCAAUUAUACCUGUGUUGCCAGCAACAUUGCAGGGAAGACUACAAGAGAAUUUAUUCUCACUGUAAAUGUUCCUCCAAGCAUAAAGAGUGGCCCCCAGAGUCUUGUCAUUCACUUAAAUAAGUCAACUGUAUUGGAAUGCUUUGCCGAAGGCCUGCCGGCCCCGAGGAUCACAUGGAGAAAGGAUGGAGCUGUUCUCUCUGGGAAUCAUGCAAGAUAUUCCAUCUUGGAAAAUGGAUUCCUUCACAUCCAGUCAGCACAUGUCACCGAUGCUGGGCGGUAUUUGUGUAUGGCGACCAAUGUUGCUGGAACAGACCGCAGACGGAUAGAUUUACAAGUCCAUGUUCCUCCAUCCAUUGCUCUGGGUCCUACCAACAUCACUGUAACAGUAAAUGUUCAAACUACUCUGGCUUGUGAGGCUGCUGGAAUCCCAAAACCAUCCAUCAGUUGGAGAAAAAACGGGCACCUUCUCAAUGUGGAUCAGAAUCAGAAUUCCUACAGGCUCCUUUCUUCUGGUUCACUAGUAAUUAUUUCCCCUUCUGUGGAUGACACUGCCACUUACGAGUGCACUGUGACCAACGAUGCAGGAGAGGACAAGAGAACCGUGGAUCUCACUGUCCAAGUUCCACCUUCCAUAGCUGAUGAGCCGACCGACUUCCUAGUAACCAAACACUCCCCAGCAGUAAUUACCUGCACUGCUUCAGGGGUUCCAUUUCCCUCCAUUCACUGGAUGAAAAAUGGUAUAAGACUGCUUCCCAGAGGAGAUGGCUACAGAAUUAUUCAGUCCUCAGGAGCAAUUGAAAUAUUUGCCAGUGAAUUGAACCAUGCUGGGAGAUACACUUGUGUCGCCAGGAAUGCGGCCGGUUCUGCACAUCGACACGUGACCCUUCACGUCCAGGAGCCUCCUGUCAUUCAGCCUCAGCCAAGUGAACUAGACGUCAUCCUGAACAAUCCCAUUUUGUUACCGUGUGAAGCAACAGGGACACCCAGUCCUUUCAUUACUUGGCAAAAAGAAGGCAUCAAUGUCAUCACUUCAGGCAAAAGCCACACAGUUCUUCCCAGGGGCGGCCUGCAGAUCUCCAGAGCCGACAGAGGGGAUGCCGGCACUUACAUGUGUGUGGCUCAGAACCCGGCCGGCACAGCCUUGGGCAGAAUCAAGUUGAAUGUUCAAGUUCCCCCAGUCAUCAGCCCCCAUCCGAAGGAAUAUAUCAUUGCUGUGGAUAAGCCCUUCACGUUACCGUGUGAGGCGGACGGCCUCCCGCCGCCUGACAUCACGUGGCACAAGGACGGCCACACGGUUGUGGCUUCAGUCCGCCGGCGCCUCAUCAGCUCGGGGGCCCUGCACAUAGCCUUUGCCCGGCCGGAGGACGCCGGCCAGUACACGUGCACGGCGGCUAACGCGGCAGGGGCCAGCAGCGCCAGCACCAGGCUCACCGUCCACGUGCCACCCAAAAUUCGAAGUACGGAAGCAUACUACACGGUCACUGAGAAUUCACAAGCUGUUCUUCCAUGUGUGGCGGAUGGAAUCCCCACGCCAGCAAUUAACUGGAAAAAAGACGACGUUCUUUUAGCUAACUUGUUAGGAAAAUACACUGUUGAACCCUAUGGAGAACUCAUUCUGGAAAAUGUUGUGCCCGAGGAUUCUGGCACCUAUACCUGUGUUGCAAACAAUGCUGUGGGUGAAGACACACACACUGUCAGCCUCACCGUGCAGGUUCUCCCCACGUUUACUGAACUCCCUGGAGAUGUGUCAUUAAAUAAAGGCGAACAGCUACGAUUAAGCUGCAGAGCCACUGGUAUUCCACUGCCCAAGUUAACAUGGACCUUCAAUAACAAUAUUAUCCCAGCCCACUUUGACAGUGUCAACGGACACAGUGAACUUGUUAUUGAAAGGGUUUCAAAAGAGGAUUCGGGUACUUACGUGUGCACUGCAGAGAACAGCAUCGGUUUUGUGAAGGCAAUUGGAUUUGUUUAUGUGAAAGAACCUCCAGUCUUCAAAGGUGAUUACCCUUCUAACUGGAUUGAACCGCUUGGCGGAAAUGCAAUUCUGAACUGUGAAGUGAAAGGGGAUCCUGCCCCAACCAUCCAGUGGAGCAGAAAGGGGGUGGAUAUUGAAAUUAACCACAGAAUCCGGCAACUUGGCAAUGGCUCCCUGGCCAUUUACGGCACUGUAAACGAGGAUGCCGGCGACUACACGUGCGUAGCUGCGAAUGAAGCUGGGGUGGUGCAGCGCAGCAUGAGCCUGACUCUGCAGAGUCCUCCUAUUAUCACUCUUGAGCCAAUAGCAACUAUUAUUAAUGCUGGUGGCAAAGUCGUAUUGAAUUGUCAGGCCACUGGAGAGCCUCAUCCAGCCAUUACAUGGUCUCGUCAAGGGCACGCUAUCCCCUGGGAUGACCGAGUGAACGUGUUGUCCAACAACUCGUUAUAUAUCUCUGCUGCUCAGAAAGAAGAUACAUCUGAAUAUGAAUGUGUUGCUCGAAAUUUGAUGGGUUCUGUCCUUGUCAGAGUACCAGUCACAGUCCAAGUUCAUGGUGGGUUUUCCCAGUGGUCUGCCUGGAGGGCCUGCAGUGUCACCUGUGGAAGAGGCAUCCAAAAGAGAAGUCGCCUGUGCAAUAACCCCCUCCCAGCCAACGGUGGGAAGCCUUGCCAAGGGUCGGAUUCAGAAAUGCGUAACUGUCAACAUAAGCUGUGUCCAGUGGAUGGUAGCUGGUCAGAGUGGAGCCCUUGGGAAGAAUGCACGAGGAGCUGUGGGCGUGGCAACCGAACCCGGACCAGAACUUGCAGUAAUCCACCCGCUCAGCACGGCGGGCGGCCUUGUGAAGGGAGCGCUGUGGAAAUGAUCAUGUGCAACGUUAGGCCUUGCCCAGUUCAUGGAGCAUGGAGCACGUGGCAGCCAUGGAGUGUGUGCAGCAGAAGCUGUGGCCAGGGCACCCAGACAAGAACGAGACUGUGCAAUAACCCACCACCAUCGUUUGGCGGCUCCUACUGUGAUGGAGCAGAAACACAGAUGCACGUUUGCCAUGAAAGACACUGUCCAGUGGAUGGCAAGUGGGCCAGCUGGGCCAGUUGGAGCGCCUGCACUGUGUCCUGUGGAGGAGGGGCCAGACAGAGAACAAGGGACUGCUCUGACCCUGUUCCACAGCAUGGAGGAAGCAAAUGUGAAGGGAGCGAUGUCCAGAGCGAUUUCUGCAAUAGUGACCCUUGUCCAACUCACGGUAACUGGAGCCCUUGGAGUGGCUGGGGAACCUGCAGUCGGUCGUGCAGUGGAGGCCAGAUGCGGCGUUACCGCACGUGUGAUAACCCUCGGCCCUCCCACGGAGGAAGAGCUUGUGGGGGGCCAGACUCCCAGAUCCAGAGAUGCAACACUGACGUGUGUCCUGUGGAUGGGAGUUGGGGAAGCUGGCAGAGCUGGGGCCUGUGUUCUGCUUCUUGUGGAGGGGGUGAAAAGACUCGAAAACGGCUGUGCAACAACCCAGAGCCUUCUAACCGCGGGCGCCCCUGUCCAGGAGACGCCACUCAGGUAUCCAGGUGCAAUACGCAGGCUUGCCCAGGUGGGCCCCAGCGAGCCAGAGGAAGUGUUAUUGGAAAUAUUAAUGAUGUUGAAUUUGGAAUUGCUUUCCUUAACGCCACAGUAACAGAUAGCCCUACUUCUGAUACUAAAAUAAUACAUGCCAAAAUUACCAAUGUGCCUCGCAGACUUGGUCCAGCAAUGAGAAAGAUAGUUUCUAUUUUAAAUCCCAUUUAUUGGACAACAGCAAAGGAAAUUGGAGAAGCAGUUAAUGGCUUCACCCUCACCAAUGCAGUCUUCAAGAGAGAAACCCAAGUGGAAUUUGCAACUGGGGAGAUCUUGCGCAUGACGCACAUCGCUCGGGGCCUGGAUUCCGACGGUGCUCUGCUGCUCGACGUUGUCGUGAGCGGCUACGUGCUGCAGCUCCCUGCCCCCGCCGAGCUGAUCCUGAAGGAUUACACAGAGGACUACGUUCAGACAGGUCCUGGGCAGCUAUAUGCCUACUCAACCCGGCUGUUCACCGUCGAUGGCAUCGGCGUCCCCUACACGUGGAACCACACCGUUUCCUACGAUCAGGCUCGGGGAAGGAUGCCCUUCUUGGUAGAAACACUUCGUGCAUCCUCUGUGGAAUCUGACUACAACCAGUUAGAGGAGACAUUGGGCUUUAAAAUUCAUGCUUCAAUUUCCAAAGGAGAUCGCAGUAAUCAGUGUCCCUCCGGGUUUGCCUUAGACUCAGUUGGACCCUUUUGUGCUGAUGAAGAUGAGUGUGCCACGGGGAAGCCCUGCUCCCAUAUCUGCCACAAUGCUGUGGGGACCUAUUACUGCUCCUGCCCUAAAGGCCUCACCAUCGCUGCUGAUGGAAGAACUUGUCAAGAUAUUGACGAGUGUGCUUUGGGCGGACACUCUUGCCACGCCGGCCAGGACUGUGACAAUACCAUCGGAUCCUAUCGCUGUGUGGUCCGCUGCGGAGUUGGCUUUCGCAGAACCUCUGAUGGGCUGAGUUGUCAAGAUAUCAAUGAAUGCCAAGAAUCCAGUCCCUGCCACCACCGCUGUUUCAAUGCCAUAGGAAGUUUUCACUGCGGCUGUGAGCCCGGGUAUCUGCUCAAAGGCAGAAAAUGCAUGGAUGUGAAUGAAUGUCGCCAGAACGUGUGCAGACCAGACCAGCACUGCGAGAACACCCGCGGGGGUUACAAGUGCAUUGAUCUCUGUCCCAGUGGAAUGACCAAGGCGGAGAACGGAACCUGCAUUGAUAUUGAUGAGUGUAAAGAUGGGACCCAUCAGUGCAGAUAUAACCAGAUAUGUGAGAAUACAAGAGGCAGCUAUCGUUGUGUAUGUCCAAGAGGUUACCGGUCUCAAGGAGUGGGAAGACCAUGUAUGGACAUUAAUGAGUGUGAACAAAUGCCUAAGCCUUGUGCAUAUCAGUGCUUCAACACCCCCGGCAGCUUCAAGUGUAUCUGUCCACCAGGACAACAUUUAUUAGGGGACGGGAAAUCUUGCGCUGGAUUGGAGAGGCUGCCAAAUUAUGGCACUCAGUACAGUAGCUAUAACCAUGCUCGGUUCUCCCCCGUGAGAAACAACUAUCAACCUCAACAGCAUUACAGACAGUACUCACAUCUCUACAGCUCCUACUCAGAGUAUAGAAACAGCAGAACAUCUCUCUCCAGGACUAGAAGGACUUUUAGGAAAACUUGCCCUGAAGGCUCUGAGGCAAACCAUGACACAUGUGUAGAUAUUGAUGAAUGUGCCAACCGAGACACAUGCCAACAUGAGUGUAAAAAUACCUUUGGAAGCUAUCAGUGCAUCUGCCCACCUGGCUAUCGACUCAUGCUCAAUGGAAAGACGUGUCAAGAUGUUGAUGAGUGCCUGGAGCAGAAUGUGCGCUGUGGGCCCAGCCGCAUGUGCUUCAACAUGAGGGGGAGCUACCAGUGCCUCGACACCCCUUGUCCGCCCGACUACCAACGGGAUCCUGUCUCAGGGUUCUGCCUCAAGAACUGUCCACCCAAUGACCUGGAAUGUGCCUCGAGCCCAUAUGCCUUGGAAUACAAACUCGUGUCCCUCCCCUUUGGAAUAGCCGCCAGUCAGGAUUUAAUCCGGCUGGUCGCCUACACGCAGGACGGAGUGAUGCAUCCCAGGACGACGUUUCUCAUGGUAGAUGAGGAACAGACCGUUCCCUUCGCCUUAAGGGUUGAACACUUGAAAGGAGUGGUGUACACAACGCGACCGCUGCGAGAGCCAGAGACCUACCGCAUGCGGGUCCGGGCCCGGUCCUACAGCGCCAACGGGACCCUUGAGUACCAGACCACGUUCAUAGUGUACAUCGCCGUGUCUGCCUAUCCGUACUGAGCAGCUCGCCGAAGCCAGGCCCACAUAUUUAAACUGCGUUAAUCCUGGGGAUCCAGUUCGCUUCCAGAUCACCGUCUCCUGAAUGGUUGCAAUCUUGGCAACUUGAAAAUGGUGCUAAUGCUCUGUUUUGCGUGUCUUCCUUGGUACUGCUGAGGUAUUUUCAUGAUCCCACCAUGGUCCCAUCCUUUCGUUAAGGUCUAGAAAAGCCCCUUGUUGUUUUCUUUAUUUAUUACACUGGAACAGUUACCCUCCAAGGAUUAUUCUGAACAUCUAACAGGACACAUCAGUGAUGUUUUAUGGUAGCAUAGUAGCUAAGAUCAUUUUCCUUAAAAAAAAACCAACCCAAUAAAAUAACUAUAAUAAUUCAAAGUCAAGUAGAUUUUUGAGCGUUUGGCCAUUUUUAAAGUAAUAAAACUGGUUGCUGUGUUUUUUGAGCAAAGCUUAAGUAAGUUAUGAAGAUGCUUUUUUUAAGAGAAGUAUUGAUAUUUUAUUAAAGGACUUAUACACCUCUUUUCACUUUAAGGAAAAAAAGAAAUACCACUCAUUUUAAAAAUAUAGUACAGCUUCUAGAAGGUUAUGUUGAUCCCAAAUGGUGCACGCCUUGAUUGAACACCCAAAAUAAGGGUAUUCCUUUCAGUGAUUUUGUAAAAUCAGUUGAACCACUUAUGAUAAUAGAAAAAAAUAUUACUUUGUCCUCAGAUAAUUGUUGAUGGCAUGGAUCUUUGCUCUAAUAUUUUGAUAUAACCUGCCCUUCAGUUAGCUCCUUAACUUUCACAUUCCAGAAUUGUUUUUACUUAUCGAUUGGAAACAAUUUUUUAAAAUAUCCAUGGGACCGUUUUCUUCGUUUUUCUUGAAAAAUCUCAUAUGUUAAAUCAGCAUAAAUGUUAAACGUCAAUACACUGUACAUGGUGGUAACCAACUCUGGAAGCAAUUGCCAAGAUGUAUUCUAUUUUUAUGAAGUGUACAUAUAUUACCUUAGUGUGUAUUUUCUAUGUAAUAUCUUGAUGAACUCUUUUAUAAGAUUAUUUUAUAAAAUAAUACAAUGUUACAGGAAAACCAGCUUAAA